Messenger RNA from Fusarium odoratissimum NRRL 54006, 984 nucleotides. RefSeq lists its product as uncharacterized. Gene Ontology annotation, biological process: transmembrane transport; spermine transport; spermidine transport. The record is from RefSeq and is a predicted model, not a curated record. Gene Ontology annotation, molecular function: spermidine transmembrane transporter activity; spermine transmembrane transporter activity. Bases 1 to 984 code for a protein of 327 amino acids. The transcript has 2 exons. Lineage: Eukaryota; Fungi; Ascomycota; Sordariomycetes; Hypocreales; Nectriaceae.
AUGGCAUCCUCAGUCUCAUUCCCUCGAUCGGAAAUGGUCCAAGUCAAUACCAUUUCACAGCAUGAACCAACCAUCUCACAAACAAUAACCCGUAUCAACGCAGCCUACGACUGGACAGGCCCCAACGAUCCCUCCAACCCCCGAAACUUCUCCCUCCUCACAAAAACACUCAGCAUAGCCUCCAUAACAUCCCUCGCCUGGGCGUCCUGUUUCGCAGGCGCUAUAUACGCCCCAGCCCAAACCGCCGUCAGCCAUGAAUUCCAUCAAGGCCGUUUACCUUCUGUUCUACCUCUAAGUCUGUAUAAUCUCGGCAUGGCGUGCGGUCCACUCGUUGGAGCACCGCUAUCUGAGACUUAUGGACGCAAGACGGUGUAUGUCGCUACCACGCCUAUCUUCCUUGCUUUUCUGCUAGGAUCGGGCUUUGCGAAUGGUAUCGUGAGUUUAUCGAUUUGUCGGUUCUUUGCGGGCAUGUUUGCAUCGCCGAAUGUGAAUAAUACGUCUGCUACGAUAAUGGAUUAUUGUGCGCCAAGAUAUCGUGGUGCGAGUUUGGGGAUAUACUACUCUAUACCCUCGCUUGGAGCAGCUGUUGGACCUCUUGUUGGGGGGUUCGUUGAGAGGUCUUUUGGGUGGCGGUGGACGCAGUGGGUUGCUGUUGUGAUAACGUGUGUUCUUUAUAUCCCGGUUUUGUUCACGAGGGAGACUUAUAAGAAGGUUGUUUUGCGAAGACGAGCUAUCAGAAUGGGUUUGGGUGAUAGCUCGUCUCAACACACAACUGUUGCUAGGACGAUUCGACACUUCUUUACGGUUCUCAUCCUUCGGCCGCUUCAUAUGCUGUUCACUGAACCAAUCGUCACUCUGCGCAACAGGCGAGUCCCUUUCAUAUCUGGGUAUAACUCUCGGCACCCUUUUGGCCUGUGCCCCCUUCGUCCUAAUCGACUUCUUAUACUAUCAAAAGCGCCUUAUGCACUGGAACCAGACCCAUGA